Molecule: messenger RNA, 2435 nt
Organism: Mercenaria mercenaria
Lineage: Eukaryota; Metazoa; Mollusca; Bivalvia; Venerida; Veneridae
Product: baculoviral IAP repeat-containing protein 7-like
Exons: 2
Coding region: 92-1048 (318 amino acids)
Biological process (GO): regulation of cell cycle
Cellular component (GO): spindle microtubule; nucleus; cytoplasm
Source: RefSeq, a predicted model, not a curated record
GAAUUAUCUUGGAUUCCAGAAGAUAACAAAGGUAAACAUUUAUAUAGAGGGCAUGAAAAAAAAAGAACAACAGAAGGACAUUAGAUCGUAGAUGGCUGGUGUGCUACCAAGAACAAAUCUUCCGGUAGAAAUUGUGGAUUAUUUUCGGAAAGAGAGAAGACGGCAUAGUGAAAAUGUAGAUACUUCAGUCAACACGUCGCGUAAAAAAUCACCAAGAAACAGUCACAAUAUAUCUAAGUGUGAUACUCUGGGAAUACUGAUUGACAAACCAAAAUACAGAAAAUAUAGUACUCUUCUGUCACGAAUUGCUUCUUUUGAAAAUUGGCCACAGAAUAAAACACAGGAAAUAAAACAGUUAGCAGAAGCUGGAUUCGCGUAUACAGGAACUGAUGACUCUGUUAGAUGUUUUUAUUGCAGUAAAGGACUAAGAGACUGGCCAGAAGGAGCAUGUCCCUGGGAACAACAUGUUCUAGCCAGCCCCGACUGUGGUCACGUGAUUCAAUGUAAAGGUAAAGGAUAUAUUAGAAAAAUCCUAGGAGAAGGACACCAAGACUCUGAUGUUGACGUAGACGAUUCAGAUGAAAUAGUUGAUACUGUACAGCUAGCUAUAAAUAGAAAUGAAAAUGCUGUUUCUGCUGCAAGAGAGUAUUGUGCAGACGAAGGUAUUUUGAAAAAGGCAAUAAAAACACUGAUAAAACAAGAUCUACAGAAAGAAUUCUCAGCUGUUGAACUUGUAAAGGUAAUACAAGAAAUUGGGGAGACAAGCGAAAAUGCAAACGCGACAUCACAGCUUUCCGAAGAUGAAGAGCAAGACGAUAUAGAAACAGACGGAGAAGUUUCUGAAUCAGACGAAGAGGAUAUGGAAGAAGCAAACAGAAAAUUAAAGGAGCCAGUAACGUGUAAAAUAUGUUAUGAUGCAAUUGCAUGUAUUAUUACGUUACCCUGUGGUCACAUGGUUUGUUGCUCCCAAUGUAUUUCAGCACUAACUAAAUGUGCAGUCUGUAGAACCCAAAUAAAGGGCACCGUCCGAGCUCUGAUGGCCAUUUGAAAUAAUGUACUAAUACAUGAAAAUGGCUGACCUUGGUAAAGAAAGAGGCUUCUAAAGGUGACGGCUUUCUUUCAUUUUCAAUAUUAUGUUUCCUAUAGUUUAAGCAUCACUACAUACACAUAAAUCACGUAGAAUUUCUUGUGAGUAUAUUAUUAUCAUUUGUGAAAUGUUGAUUUAACUCGUACAUUUUUGUAGACAUUUGUCUGUGAUUUCGUCAUGUAAAUUAAAACUAAUAUUAAGGCAUCGCCACAGUCACAACUCAAUAUCAGUUCAUAUUUUCAGGCCGAAAAUUUUGCUCUUGAAAGUUGCACUAAAGUCUUAACAGCUGGUCAAAUUAUCAUCAACAUAGAAGCAUAUGAUGAUUUAUAGUACAUAUGCCGCUUGUAAAAUGUUUGAAUCUCGUUUAGACCGAAACCUUACCCCAAAAUAUUAAAAUCUUACGUGCAGUCAAACUCCAAUAUAAAGAAAUAUUACAAAGACAACAUUUUGUUCAUUUUAAAGUACAAUAUGUAUACUGCAAACUUUUACGGAUUUUUGUCCAAAUUGUUCCUGGUUAUUGCAUUAGACACAAAAAGACAACCCCAUGUAAAUUUAAUUUAAAAUGUUGUUUCUACAUGCAUUACUGACCACAGCUAGCUAGGUAAACCUAUACACAAAAGGUCCUAUAAUAUCACCUGUUUAUAUACAUAUAAAUUAUGUGUAAACAGAUAACACAAAUUGGAUAAAUUGAUGGUGCUGGGAUUUUUGUGAAUAAUUCAGUGACUAGGUAAAAUUUCAAAAUAAUUUCUUAAGACUUUGUUCUUCACGGUCUGCUUUACAAUUGACUGUAAUUAUCUCUUAAAUGUAUUGAAUAUAUAUUGAGUUUGCCUGCAUGUAAAAUAGCAAAAUUUUGUCAUUUUGGUCAGAGAAAAAUAUCGAAUAAAGACAUAAUACAGGUAGUGAAAUGCACAUCCUUUUACUUGCAUAUGUUCACAUUGAUAUUUAGAACAUAAUUAUGACAAAAUUAUUGACUUUAUUGUUACCACUUAGUCAUCUUUUAUUUUAUGAAAAUUUGCAUGUAAAAUUUUGAGUCAAAUGGCCGCCACUGUGGCGAUGCCUUAAUGAAUUGCCCGAAUAAGGUCUGCAGCAAUUACUUGAAUUAAGUUCCCCCAUAUCAUUAAAAUAACUUUAAAUCUAUUUUUAUAAACACAUCUUAAAUAUUUAAAACAAAUGAACUGUUCCUAAGUUUAGACUAUUUUAUUGCGCUCUAUCUACCCCGUAAUUACUAAAUAUAUAUAUACGUUAAAAUCGCCGAGGAGGUAAAUCGAUUAUGUGUACAUGCUAUUUGAUAUGUUUCUGUUAUUCGAUAUACCUAAAUGUAAUUGUGUCAAUAUAUUUUUCAAAUUUG